GUGGUGAGGUUUUUGCGCCAAUUUGAAUUCAUAAAGCGAACUCAACUGCAUAUUAUCCUCUGAUAAUUGCUUUCGAGGAGCGGAGUCACCAAAAUGUUCAAACGUUUCGAAUACAAGCCUCUCAACAAUUCGAAGAACGAGAUUCGAUUAUUAGAGAUUCUUCCUGCUGAUGAGGACGGAGACAACCCCGCAUUCCAAGGAGAGUUAGUCCAUGCCACUCUUGAAGACGAGAGCUUCAUCGCAAUCUCUUACGCCUGGGAGGAUCCCACCCUAAUCAACUACCCUCCCGACUCACAAUGCAUCCUCGACCUCACAUCUGAUGCCAAGCUUUCCAUAGGCCGAAAUCUCACAGCCUUGCUAUCGGUGGUGCAGAAGACACUGGCUGACACGUACCUUUGGAUUGAUGCUAUUUGUAUCAACCAAGAGGACAUCACGGAGCGCAAUAAAGAAGUGACACGUAUGCGUGAUAUCUAUCGCUCAGCGUCCGAUGUAUUGAUUUGGCUUGGACCGGAAGAGAAUGAUAGUGACCUCGCCCUGAGUCUGAUGGGCAUGAUUACACAUCAGAAUAUCACGACGAACCCCUCAUUUGAGGAUUUUACUGAAAAUCCUGAAUGGCCAAAAUGGCCGGAAGAAGAUAUAGCAUGGGUUAUGGAGAAUAUUGACAACGGCAAUCAUCUCCCUCAGUGGCGAGCUUUCAAUUCGUUGUUAGAGAGGACUUGGUGGGUGAGGGUGUGGAUGUGUCAAGAACUUGCCUUGGCCCAGAAUGUGACUUUCCUUUGUGGUCUUGGGAUCUUUUCGCGUCAUGAUUUUUACUCUGUCGUUCUCAAUAUCUGUCAAGAGGAUUUUGAUUGGAUCAACGAUGUUCUGGUUCCUAAAGGGAUAUCUCUAAAUAAAGGACGACUCGAUAUCAUUUUCGAUCUUUUGCUGCUUUGGAACUCGGCUGAUGUCUCAGAUCUGCUGCAAGUGAUGUGGCUGACGAUAGAUCGCCUUGCGACAGAUGAGCGGGAUAAGAUUUAUGGUAUUCUUGGACUCGCCACGGAUGCAGAAAGGAUUGUCCCAGAAGCAGAUUACACUCUCAGCAUCUCUAAUUUGUACAGGAAUCUGACGAAAGCUAUGAUAGAAGAGAGGGGAGAUUUGGAUUUUCUAUCUCUGGUCUUCAAUCGUCCACUAGCUUCAAGCAAUCCGCCUUGGAUGCCUACUGCCUCUCGAGCAGAGAUUUAUAUGUUCAACACUUCAUUCUUCGAGCCAAGUAUGAGAAGUUUCUCCUUCCAAGCUGCGGGAGAUACUGGUCCAAAGGUUGAUUUUAGCAUCGAGAGAGAUUCUCUUACUGCUGAAGGGUUCGUCUUGGACGUAGUUGAUGGGCUAGGGCCAGCUUGGUCUGAUAGUUGUAAAACGCCGAACAUGAUCCAGUCAUCACACAAAACUCAUUAUCCCAUGCCGGGAGAGACAUUCAGAGCUUUGUGGAUGUCACUGGUUGGAAGUAUCAACGAGGUUUCGGAUGGUUUCUCACUUGCGCCUGAUAUCUUUGGAGAACUUUUCGCUGCUCAGUGUUGCAACUUGGAAGACAAAAUGAAUCCGAAGACCGACGAAGAGCUAUCAGAAAUGGAGGCUUCUAUUGGAUUUCCACGUUGGUACGCUCGCCACAGGAACUGGGGAGUCGCUGGGAAGACAAUUCGAGAGUGGACUCAAUCUGUACAUGCUUCCAACACAUUACCAUUCCUUCAGGUUACGGAACACGAAGUGUGGCGAGAUUUUGACAAAAUGUGGAAAUGGCUAGUCCCUGGCAGACGACUCAUGUCCUCUAGAAAAGGUCUGCUUGGCUUGGUCCCAGACUCGACUCAAUCAGGAGAUCUUGUAUGCAUUUUGUUUGGUGGGAGAAUGCCAUUCAUCUUGAGGCCAAUUGAAGAAGGUUAUUUCUUGCUUGGAGAUUCAUAUGUGCAUGGUGUCAUGAGAGGAGAGAUUAUGGCAGAUUUUGAAGAGGGGUCGUUCCAGAAGACGGUCUUCAGUAUUCGUUAAGUUUUCAAGCUCCAAGUUCUCAGUCCUGGAAGCAAGUUAGAUAUUCAGAACGUUACUUGGUAGCUAGAACUUUACAAUCAGGGCUUCAACAACACGACUUGUGGCGCACAGGUGAUCGACC
Molecule: messenger RNA, 2137 nt
Organism: Mollisia scopiformis
Lineage: Eukaryota; Fungi; Ascomycota; Leotiomycetes; Helotiales; Mollisiaceae
Exons: 1
Coding region: 94-2016 (640 amino acids)
Source: RefSeq, a predicted model, not a curated record